Bombina bombina (fire-bellied toad) is the source of this 544-nucleotide messenger RNA. RefSeq names its product protein C10. Gene Ontology annotation, biological process: post-embryonic development. Lineage: Eukaryota; Metazoa; Chordata; Amphibia; Anura; Bombinatoridae. Bases 48 to 434 code for a protein of 128 amino acids. The transcript has 3 exons. The record is from RefSeq and is a predicted model, not a curated record.
GUUUUGUACAUAGUUUGUGUGGGAACAACUGGUGACCCUUUGAUGACAUGUCCAGUCUUCAGAGACCUUCCCAACCCACGCAGACUGUCUCUCUCACUCUGGAGCAGGUCAAAGAGGCCCUGGGGGAGGUUCUUGAUGCUCUCCAGUCUCCUGCAGGGAGUACACGGCUAGACGAGGCACGAGAGAACUGUGGUAAUGACCUGGGCAAGGUAUUGCAACUGCUGCUUCCCACAGCUGUACAGAUCCAGCAAGAAGUGCUUCAGACAUACGGAUUCAGCCCUGAUGGGGAGGGAGUUCUCAGAUUUGCACGACUAGUGAAGUCCUUUGAGUCACAGGACCCAGAGAUCGCUGCCAUGUCUAGCAAACUCAAAUCCUUCUUUCUGCCCCCCCUCCCUCUCCCCCCACAUGGUGGGCUCCCGGCUCCCUCUUCUUAAUGUCACGCUGCAAACCACCUCUGUCAUCUAAUUUCCCAGGCCUAAACCUCCUGCUAUGUACCCCAUUAUUGUGCUAUGACUCCCCAUCUUGUGCAUCUAAACCUUACUAU